Xiphophorus hellerii (green swordtail) is the source of this 3672-nucleotide messenger RNA. It is a transcript of the gene hdac11, whose product is annotated as histone deacetylase 11. The record is from RefSeq and is a predicted model, not a curated record. NCBI's taxonomy places the organism in Eukaryota, Metazoa, Chordata, Actinopteri, Cyprinodontiformes, Poeciliidae. Gene Ontology annotation, biological process: epigenetic regulation of gene expression. Gene Ontology annotation, molecular function: histone deacetylase activity. The transcript is spliced from 11 exons. Bases 246 to 1211 code for a protein of 321 amino acids. Gene Ontology annotation, cellular component: histone deacetylase complex.
ACCUCAACACAGGUCACGCCUCCAGGAAGCAGAGAGCCCAGGCCCUCUGUAUGAAGCGAGGAGUAGUACAGGGGGGCGUUUUAUUUACCAGGCCACGAGAACACUGGUUUAAAGACAAUAUUGGGUCCGGCGUGGUGCUGUGAAACAGCCUCAGUUUAGUUCCUUGAGAGCUCUGCUCAGCUGCACUUUUAGCGUCUCUUUGACGUCGUAAGAGAAGCAGGUCAGAUUAACUAUGACUAAGAAACAUGUCUGCUAAAGAAGACAAUGAAGGGAAAUCGAGCUUUCACCACACCGAUUUGUACGGCAGCAUCCCUCCAACAUGCCUGCCCAUCGUGUACCACCCUGGCUAUAACAUCACAUUCAUGGGCCUGGAAAAGCUCCACCCAUUUGACUCAGGAAAGUGGGGGAAAGUCAUCCGCUUCCUGAAAGAGGAGCAGUUCAUCACCGAUGAGAACGUUGUAGAAGCCCGUGAAGCCUCAGAGGAGGAUCUGCUGGUGGUUCACACGAAGCGUUAUCUCUGUAGUCUAAAGUGGUCUUUUGUGGUGGCAACUAUCACUGAAAUCCCACUCCUGGUGAUUUUACCUAACUGUCUGGUUCAACAGAAGGUGCUGAGACCUUUACGGACCCAAACAGGAGGAACAAUAAUGGCUGGGAAGCUGGCUGUAGAGCGAGGAUGGGCCAUAAAUGUAGGGGGAGGCUUCCACCACUGCUCCGGUGACAAGGGAGGCGGCUUCUGUGCCUAUGCUGACAUCACACUGGCCAUCAAGUUUCUCUUUGAGAGAGUGGAAGGCAUCUCCAGAGCCACCAUCAUUGACCUUGAUGCUCAUCAGGGAAAUGGACAUGAGCGAGACUUUUUGGGCGACACCAGAGUGUUCAUAAUGGACAUGUAUAAUCACAACAUCUAUCCAGGGGACGAAUAUGCCAAACGAGCCAUAAAGAGGAAGGUGGAGCUAGACUGGGGCACUGAAGACUCAGAGUACCUUCAGAAGGUGGAGCUUCACUCUGAGGGAGCGCUGAACGAGGUUCGUCCUGAUAUCAUCGUCUAUAAUGCAGGGACAGACAUCUUGGACGGGGAUCCCCUCGGAGGCCUCUCCAUAUCUCCACAGGGUCUGAUUGGAGCCAAAGCCAUGGAGAGGGAGGGAUUGUCACAACUGGUGACCCACUUGACCCAAAGCUCCGGUUCUGCAGGAUCAGCACACACCGCUGUGUGAGGACGGGUGGCCUAUAAGCUAACACUCUUGGAAAUGCACUGAUUUAACUUUAUGGUGUUUGUUUUUUUUUCUUCAGAGAUUAAUUAUGAUAUUCUGUAUGUUCGGAAUCUAUGAAAGCUCAACAAUGAGUUUUUUCACAUACACGAUGAUGGUGUAAAAGUUUGACAAACUUGUACAUUUUGUGUGUGUCGUUUUAUGAAGGUCUAAAGGAAAAAUAGUAAAUCAAUAACAUUCAAUAGAUUUCAUAAGCAUGUGCCAUAAAAUGUGUUUGUUGUGCGUUUGGUGGCAAAUCAUUGAGAGGGAAUCCGUCAUCUCAGGAAAUCAAAAAAAACAACAAACAUAUAAUAAUGUUUGUUGGACUUAGUUAAAAACAAUAAUGUGGUGGAAGCGUCUUGUUUGUUGUUAUGAGGGUAAAAAGGUUUUUUCACACCGAGACUACAAUAGUUAAUAUAACUGUAACCUGGGAUGGAGUCAAGGCUGGCUCCUCUAAUGCCAACAUCAAGGCCGAAUGUUUAGGACUUCGAUAAAUGUUUCAGGACUUUGUUUUGUUGUACACCACAAAAUGCAAUGGAAAACGGCUAAUUACGCAAGCUAAACUACCAAUUGGAAUUAAACUGCUAAUUAUCAUAAUAUACAAAUUCUUACUUUAUUUUAAAAAAGAUUGAUAAUAAAAUCUCCGGCCAAUGAAGACUUCCUUCUUUCUUUCUUUCUUUCUGUCUUGUGUUUGCGUGUGGCCACCCGAAACCGUAGAUUUAGAGGUCGGCACAAGACAGUCCGCAACAAAUAAUGCGGCGCCGACUUCACACAUGUAACUGUUAUUAUUGUUAAUCCUUGCAGUGGAGGAAAGAUGACUGCAGUCAGAGAGGUGUUGAUUUUUACGUUGUUCCAGACACGUUUUGCUUGUUUAUACAAGUUCAACUGCUCCAAUAUGUGGAGUCUGAAAGCAGAAAGAGCGACUGGAGGUCAGCUGUGUUACAUCAGCUAUUGCUCCCAAUAUGGAAACACAAUCUCCACAAGCUUAAUUCCUAAUCGACGUCAUUAACUUUACAUUCUAACACGGUAUUUAAAAGUUGUCCAGCCUCUGUCAGUCCACACAAAUUAACUUCCUGUCGCCAUGUUUAAUUCCUAACAGGAAGUCCUGGUUGCUUUGAAGGAUUGUGAUUGGCUUACAUAGCUUUUAGCUUUGCCCUGCACUGCCCCCUAUGGGUUUGACAUGUUUAAAACGCCGCUCAGUAGUGUAAUUCCGCGGAUUCGUGUGGAUGAAUGAACACUAUUCUUAUACCAAACAAGUGUGGGCGAGAUUAUUUUGUAAAAAAAUUAAUAUCUUUGCUACAUUGUUUUAGAAAGACCUGGCUGUGUGUAGACAAGGCUUUAGUUUGUGCCUUAAUUUAAAAGGUUACUUGUGAAGGUUAAACAGUGUGGCACUAGGGUUGCGGUGUCUUUUUGCACUUUUGCCCAAAGAUUGAUAUAAGUCAGAAAUGAAGGCACUUCUACUUAUUUUCCCUUGUGUCACUACAGGUCUCUAGAAGUUGUCCCUUCGCAUGGGUAAAAUUUACAAGUGCUUGCCGUUGUUUUCUUUCCCAUUUUAAUUCUUCAUGUGUUUGAAAAGCAAAUGUAGUAAUUUUCUGCAUUCAAAUUGCAGGUGUUUCCUCAGUAAAAGCUUGACCGCACAGUCUGCGAACAAUCAAAGAACCAAAUGCCGUCCGCUGUAGUCAACUACCACAGGCAGCAGGAUUUUGUGGCCGCUACCAACUAGAACGGUGUAUUUUUUUUCUGCACUCUGAUCAUGCUGCUUUUCCCCCACAUUCAGCUUAUUGUGCAUCUGUGGGCGAAGAUAAAAGGGAGUUAACUUUUUGUAAUUGUGACAAAAACGAAAUGGUCUCGAACCGGCCAUGACCCAGCAGGUCGAACAAGAACAACACCAAGGACCGGGAAAAAAAAUCCGGUCGAGACCGGUCUUAGCCGUCCAUCCCUGUAACAUUUGAUAACUCUCUCACCAACGGUUUCAUUUCUGAGAAAUAUUCAAAUACUUUUUUUCCCUUUGUGUUUAAAAUACCAGUGUUUCAUUAUGAACUUAAUGUUUGUUUGUUUUUAACUCUUUUUUUGUUGUCUUAAUCAGCUGCUAUAUCUAGAUAAAAUAUUUACCUCUGGAAAACAUUUAAUAUAUUAAAUUUAACAUGAAAUGAAUCAGUGUCACAUGUUUGCAUCUUUGAGUUACAGCGGACUGAUCACCCAUCGUCAGGAAACUGGGGCUUCCUCCUGAGCGAUAAAUGUAUUGUAUAUUGGCUAAAAAAGUGAGACACUUAAGAUCAUGAUUAUGAUUUGGGGUUUUAUUUUAUUUAUUGUGAUUUAUUUUUCAAAUAAUGUCUAAUAAUCACUUUAUUAUUUGAACAUAAUGUUGAAUGGGUUCACAAAAUAUGAUUUUACGCUAAUAUUUGUAAUAAAGUAGAGAACAGUUGAA